GAGGUUCGCCUGACUACAGCCAGGAGAGAAGCGCUUCCCAUCUGGCGUGAGAGUUGGACGCCUCCUUGGAAGAAAAACGGGCGGCGCACAAAUCCUUCCCCGGCCGGGCGCGGGAGCGAGUUUUGAAAAAUGCCGGCGGAAGCAAGUCAGCGAGAAGGUCCGGGGAUUAUGGGCCGCAGUCGUGAGCUGGGUGUCCUCCUGUUGCUGCCCGCUUUGUUGUCGGGGAGCUCGGCGGAGAAGCUCGGUGAUGGAUGUGGGUCUAUAGUCAUCUACCGAGACAGUGGAACUCUGACAUCCAAAAACUAUCCAAGAACUUAUCCCAAUCAUACUGUCUGUGAAAAGAAAAUUCAGGUACCUCAUGGAAAGCAGCUGAUUUUAAAAAUUGGAGACUUGGAUAUAGAAUCCCAGAAAUGUGAAUCUAACUACCUUAUCAUCUACAAUUCCACAACAGUAUAUGGACCUUAUUGUGGCAAAGUGCCCAUCCCCAAAGAAAUCAUCCUGGAUGUUCAUGAAGUAACCAUUCGCUUUGAGAGCAGGUCCCAUGUAUCUGGCAGAGGCUUUCUCCUGUCCUUUACCAGCAGUGAUCAUCCAGAUCUAAUCACAUGUCUGGAGAGAGGCAGCUACUACGCAGAGCUGGAGUAUAGCAGAUACUGUCCUCCUGGUUGCAGAGAUAUAAUAGGAGAUAUUUCUGGUAAUAUCAUAGAAGGCUACAGAGAUACAUCCCUUUUGUGCAAAUCUGCCAUACAUGCUGGAAUCAUUGCGGAUGAAGUGGGUGGCCAGAUCAAUGUAGUUCAGUUGAAAGGAAAAAAUCGGUAUCAGGGUAUCUUGGCCAAUGGCAUCCUUUCCCAAGAUGGAUCUCUAUCAAACAAGCGAUUUAUUUUUAACUCAAAUGGUUGUGACAAAGCACUGAAUUUAGGAGGUGGAGGUGCUUUGAAUAUUCAGAUAACUGCAUCAUCAUCCUGGGAUGAAAUCAAUGAAGUUGGGGAGUUAGUUGAGUGGUCUCCUCAGAAAGCUUGGCUUAAAAUUCCUGGACCAUCUUGGGCAGCAAACCAGAGUAACCAUCAGCAGUGGCUGGAAAUUGACUUGGGAGAGAAAAUUAGAAUUACAGGAAUUAGAACUACGGGGUCUACUGUGCUUCAUUUUAAUUAUUACGUUAAGACAUUUGUUGUGAACUAUAAAAAUAAUAACUCAAAAUGGAGAACCUACAAAAGAAUCUUAAGCAAUGAAGAAAAGAUAUUCAAAGCCAACUCAAAUCAUGGAGAUGUAGUUCGGAAUAAUUUUAUUCCCCCUAUAGUAGCUCGCUUUCUGAGAAUUAUUCCACAGACCUGGCACAAAAGAAUAGCCCUGAAAGUGGAACUUAUUGGUUGUCGAGCAGCCCGAAGUAACAGCUCUCUUAUUCAUCCACUCGGACAGAGACCAAGUCAAAGCACAGGCGUUUCCACUAAAAAAGAUGACCAAUCAAGCACAGAAUAUAUACCUUUAGUUGAAACCAACUUAGGAUUGAAUCUUAUGGCUAUCAUUAUUCCAACCUUGGUGGUGCUUUUGCUGCUCCUGUUAUUGGGAAUCUGGAUCUUUACUGCACUGCGAAAAAAAGGAAAGAAAGGUACUACGUAUGGUUCAUCUGACACUGGAAAACCAAGUUUCUGGAAACAAAUCCAACCACCCUUUGUCCGAUAUCAGUCUGCAGAAUUCACCAUCACUUACAAUAAUGAAAAAGAGGCACCCAAAGAACUGGAACUGAUCACAAGCAAGAUAGCAGAUUAUCAACAGCCCAUCAUGAUAGGAACUGGGACAGUUACCCGGCAGGGAUCUACUUUUAAACCAAUGGAUACAGAGGAUGAGAAAAAAUGUCUCUCAGAGAACAGAAAUCAUUACAACCGCCCACAAAGAAGAAAUCACCAUGAUUAUGCGCUACCUUUGACCAAUCAGGAACCGGAAUAUGCCACCCCUAUUGUAGAGCGAUGUACAGGAAUUGAAAAUGAUUUUUCUACAGAUAAUUGUUACAACAUUCCUGCGGUUUCUUCUUUUCCUUCUGGGACUUUUCUUGCCUUAUGCAAGGCAGAUGGGAACAGUGAAGAUUAUAAAAUACCACAAAACAUUAAAGAGUAUGAUAAACCUAAAAGUAAUAUCUUGCCCAUAGCGGACUAUAAUACAUGCUAUCAAAAACCACAGGCCGAAUCCCUGACAAAUGAGGGUUAUUCAACACCUAGAUACAAUCUCAAACCAAUAAAUCAGACUGCAGUGACAGCACUCUUAUAAUCCCAGAACUCAUGAAAAAUUGAUAAUCCAGGAAAAGGAAAGGACCUAAGACUACUGACAUUCCUGCAGAAUUUUGAGUAAUGCCCCCAUUUUCCAUCUUUUCACCAUGAGAAGCAUUCAGAAUAAGGUCUGCAAGCAGUGGGUUCUCUACAGCUGAGUUGUUGGUGCUCCAUUUUAAUACUGUGCAAUGUGUACAUACUGUUUUAAUUUAAAAAAAUAACUUAAAAGUAUCUUUCAUUUGUUUUCUCUCUGCUGACAAAUGCACUGAUUUCUAGGUGAGACAGCAUUCUAAAUUGACAUAAUGCUCAUUCUUGGGAGAUCAUAUUUAGAAUGGAUGGUUAAAUAGACAUAUUUUAAAAAAUUGCACUUCCCAUACAACACAGAUUUUAUAAGAAAAAGUGUUUUGCAAUUUAUGUAUGCUGUGUGAUAGAAGUCCUUUUUAAUUUAUUCUUGAUAGUCAUGUGGAAGAUAAGGUACAGAACUUCCAUGAUUAAAAAAACCCGAUCAUUUGUUCCUCUAAAGAUCUCCAUGUGGCUUCCUAUAUGUUAGCAAUAUAUAUUCAGGAGUGGCAAGAAUUAGAAAGUUUUGUUUUUAAAUUAAAGUUUAGAUUCUCAGGGAAUAGAAUUAGACACCACUUCAGUGACAUGCGACAUUCCUAAACUCCCUCAAAAUCUCACAGAUCGCAUAGUGCUGUUAGCAUCCAGAUCUGAGUAGCAUAUAUACUUGAACUGAAUCUGCCUUGCUUUUCAUUCUAAGCAAGAUACAGUAUGCUUAUUUCUUCUUUGGGAAAUAUGAAAACAAAUAAACUGCCUACCAAAGUUA
Molecule: messenger RNA, 3081 nt
Organism: Thamnophis sirtalis
Lineage: Eukaryota; Metazoa; Chordata; Lepidosauria; Squamata; Natricidae
Gene: DCBLD1
Product: discoidin, CUB and LCCL domain containing 1
Cellular component (GO): plasma membrane
Molecular function (GO): signaling receptor activity
Source: RefSeq, a predicted model, not a curated record